Messenger RNA from Branchiostoma belcheri (Belcher's lancelet), 1754 nucleotides. Its product is annotated as ZP domain-containing protein-like. NCBI's taxonomy places the organism in Eukaryota, Metazoa, Chordata, Leptocardii, Amphioxiformes, Branchiostomatidae. The record is from RefSeq and is a predicted model, not a curated record. The transcript is spliced from 11 exons. Bases 117 to 1592 code for a protein of 491 amino acids. Gene Ontology annotation, molecular function: protein binding.
GCUGGCAGCAGAAUAGGAAUGGUAAUAAGUACAGGGCAGACGCCAUUUCAGACCUGACACAAGUCUGGAGAGGAACACGCACUUCACCACGAGGGUAACUCAGACGACAGACAAGCAUGGCUAUCCUGUUCUGCCUGUUUGGGAUAAUUGUUUUAGGAUCUGGAGUGAACGGCCAAGAAGGUCUGUCCAAUCUCGUGGUAUUGGACUCGGACGUUGCCUACAUCACGAUCGGCUGGACUGUGUCUCCCGGAUUCAACGUGUCCAGCUACCGCGUGCGCUAUGCCGGGCAGAACCGGGGCGGCUCCUACCGGGACCUGUCUCCCGCCCCGGGCCCAGACGACACCACCGCCAACAUCACCGGACUCCACGCCAACGAGAACUACACCAUCACCGUGACGUCAUACGGACCUGACGGCAACAAGACGUCUGAAGUCAGCACAGUAGAGUUAACAUAUUACUAUAUAAUGUCAGUGAUAUGCGACCAGACCCACAUGGAGAUCAGCUUCCCGUUGGACGGUCUGCCAGGCAUCAACGCGGCAGGGCUACAUCUGCUUAACUCCAGUUGCCUAGCAACGGUCGAUGACGAAUAUGCCACCUUGAGGACAGGGCUUCAGGAUUGCGGGACGAUUCAAGAGAAUUACGGAGAUAACAAGUUCAGGUUCAGGAACAAGGUUAUGGGGGCAUCUAAGUUGGACGCGAACGGAGCACAGCGAUACCAGCCGUUCAGUAAUUCGUUUCACUGCGACUUUGUCCGACUCUACACCAAAUCACUGGAACAGAAAGUACUGUACAUAAUUCCCGACUCCAGUUUGGAGUUUGAGAUAGAACACGGCAACAACACCUUUACCUUCGACAUGCACCUGUACACGUCAGCGGACUUCAUCCACAAGUACGAGGCUGAGGACUAUCCAGUAAAGUUCUUCCCUACCGAUAACAUGCACGUGGGGUUAGCAGUGCAGACCACCCUGACAAACCUGGAGCUAUUCGUUCAGGACUGCUUCGCCACUCCUACGUCAGACAAGAACGACGCGACUAGACUUGACGUCAUCGACAACGGGUGCGACACAGACCCCACACUAGUGACACAGAGUGAUGGGUCUGACCCGCUGGUUCACCAGUUCUCCGUCCAGGCCUUCACUUUUCCAAACUCAACGGACAACGUGCUGUACCUCCACUGUACCCUGGUAGUGUGCAUGGCUAGCGACAAUUCGUCCCGCUGUGAGCAGGGGUGUGUACCGGGCCGCAGGCGUAGGGACGUGUGGGACCACCGUGACAAGGCGGCGCUAGUCCAGACGAAAGCGGGCGAGUUUCAGGACAAGGUGGUGUCCAUCAGCCAGGGACCGAUCCUACUGCUGAAGGCGAGCCCGUCCCAACAAGCGGAGACAGACACCCCUCCCAUACCGCCGACCGUGCCUGUAAUAGUGGGGGCAGCAGCAGUGAUCCUGACAGCUCUGACUAUCCUGGUGUUGUGGUACAAACGGGACAGGACUGGGACUUUACACACAGACGUUGGCGUUACCGGUAACCAAGGCCACGCCCACCAGAUGGAGAGGAGUUGGGCAUGUCAAGUACGUCAGACAGCUACCGUAUAGAUCUGACGUCAUCACAUCGUCUGGACAGCAGCAACAUGGCGGGCGUCUGCACUUGUUUUCUGAAUGUCGGCCUUUCCAAGUACAUUGUAGUACUGCAUAUGGAUCCAGAGUUGUAAGAAUGUUUAGGUUCAAGUCCAAAAAACUUAAAUUCAAGAACCGAGU